GUUUAUUUCCACCUCAAAAUCUCCGAUACCUGCAAAGUCAUAUUCUGUUGGUUCAUCUCCAAACCUUGCCAGGGCUGAUACUUUACUCUUCCAGGGCAUUCGACACCGUCACACCUUGUCAAUGCAAGGGCGUGGUAGACUGCCUAGACUUGUUUUCUUAUCUCAAUGCCACAGGUCCCUGUACGCAUCGCUUUCAGUGAAUAAAAACCGGCUUGCAACAUCUCAAAACAUCACAUCAAUAUCUCAUCACAACUUACCCACCUACCACUUCCAGAUCUGCUCUUUCAGGGUAUCGGCCUACAGAAUGUCCACCCCACCACCACCAACCCAGCUCCUCUUCCACCACGAUGCCUCCCUCGCAACCCACACAACAACCCUCCUCACCAUCACCCCCUUUUCCUCCCUCCCCGCCCCUGACCAAUCCCUCUUCAAAUCCCCCCCCACCAACGCCUUCGUCCUCACCUUCCCCUCAACAAUCUUCCACCCGCAGGGAGGUGGCCAGCCCUCAGACGAAGGCCACAUAACCCUCACCUCCCCCCCCUCGGUAGCCUUCGCCGUCAUCUCCGCCCGCCAUUCAAUCACCAACCCCUCACAAGUCCUCCACCUAGGCUUUUUUGCCCCUUCUGUCCCCCCACCUGAUGAACAGCCACUAUUCACCCCAGGAGACCGAAUCACCCAAACCAUCAACGCCAGCCUAAGAAACUACCACUCCCGCCUCCACACAGCCGGUCACGUCCUCGGCUCCGCAGUCCGGCACCUCCUCGAGUCUCAAAUCGAAGACUUUGACGAGCUAAAGGCUUCACAUUUCCCGGACUCGGCAGCGUGUGAGUUUAGGGGGUUGAUAGACUCUAAAUGGAAGGAACCGAUCCAGGAGAAAGUCAAUGAGCUUUUGGCCGCGAAGAUGCCGGUUGAGGUUGAGUGGUGGGAUGAGGAGGAUUUCAGACGGGAGGGGUUGGAGAGGUUGAUACCCCGGGGGAAGGAUGGGGAGGUGGUAAAGCCGGAGAACACGGACGGGGGGAGGUGGAGGGUUGUGAGGAUUGUUGGGGCGGAGGUGUAUCCCUGUGGGGGGACUCAUGUGGAAAGGACGGACCUGUGCGGGGAGGUGAGGGUGAGGAAGGUGGGGAGGGGGAAGGGGUGUUCGAGGGUUGGGUAUGGGGUUGUUCCGGGGUUGGAGGGCUGAGGAUGGGCGUGGUGGUGGUCUGGUAGCGUGAUGCUAGGGGGUUGGUGUUCUCCAAAGCCCGGAGCGGGACCGGGAGGCGGGCCGCUCCGUUGUUGAUAUGUGAACCGGGGUUCGGUGAGAUUCUUGCCCGGCCGGCAAGACCAACCAUCUCAUCUGGUUUGAGUCAAUAUCUACCUAUCUGCCUUGGGCGUUCACAUUUAGACUGGAGAAAAUUUCAGCCCUUGACAGGAACCAUCUGUGUCACCUUGGCCCCCAAAGUUCCAACCCCCCACCAGACGAACACGAGC
Podospora pseudocomata is the source of this 1467-nucleotide messenger RNA. RefSeq lists its product as uncharacterized. The transcript is spliced from 2 exons. Gene Ontology annotation, molecular function: aminoacyl-tRNA ligase activity; ATP binding. The record is from RefSeq and is a predicted model, not a curated record. The coding region runs from base 122 to 1180 and encodes 352 amino acids. Lineage: Eukaryota; Fungi; Ascomycota; Sordariomycetes; Sordariales; Podosporaceae. Gene Ontology annotation, biological process: tRNA aminoacylation.